CCCUCUUUUUCAUCGACGAGAUGGCUUGGCUUGAUCUGGCAUCAACACGUGGAUCCUCAAACCGACACGGCUUAUCCAUAAUCUAGCAGUCAGUCAGCCAGUGAAGCUUCCCAACCGACACGCGGGUAUAUACUAGGUUAGACGGCCGUGACAGAAGAUAACUGGCCAAGAUGGCGACGAUCAGCUCAGCAGCCCCGCGCUUCAAACUUGUGUUCCGCGUACCCCCGGCAGCCUUAGCGUCCGUCAAAAGCGCAAUAUUCUCUACGGGUGCGGGUCGUUAUCCGGGGCCGGGCAAUUACACGGAAUGCUGUUGGACAACCAUGGGCACCGGUCAGUUCCGGCCCGGAGACGCCGCAAAUCCCCACAUCGGGAAAGUCGGCGAGCUCGAGGAGGUCCCGGAAGCUAGAGUGGAAACACUCUGCGUCGGCGAGGAUACCGUUAGAAAAGCCGUCGAAGCGCUGAAGAAAGCACAUCCGUAUGAGGAACCGGGGUAUGAAGUAUACAGAGUAGAGGAUAUUUAACCUCCUUGAAGCAAGGAGUAACAGCGUUAUCUAUACAAAUGGGGUGGCUCAUGGAACUAGUUUGAGUCUCAUGCAGGUACAUUUCCAUAUUAUGGAAGCUAAUGAAUAUAUCGAUAUUCAUGAUUUGACAUAAGCUAAAUCGUCAAGUUGAUUGCAGUUGCC
This is a messenger RNA of Daldinia decipiens, 683 nucleotides long. Its product is annotated as GTP cyclohydrolase 1 type 2/Nif3. The transcript has 2 exons. Bases 171 to 521 code for a protein of 116 amino acids. The record is from RefSeq and is a predicted model, not a curated record. Lineage: Eukaryota; Fungi; Ascomycota; Sordariomycetes; Xylariales; Hypoxylaceae.